Messenger RNA from Neurospora crassa OR74A, 3630 nucleotides. RefSeq names its product class E vacuolar protein-sorting machinery protein hse-1. Bases 648 to 2885 code for a protein of 745 amino acids. Gene Ontology annotation, cellular component: ESCRT-0 complex. The transcript is spliced from 6 exons. Gene Ontology annotation, biological process: protein transport to vacuole involved in ubiquitin-dependent protein catabolic process via the multivesicular body sorting pathway. The record is from RefSeq and is a predicted model, not a curated record. Gene Ontology annotation, molecular function: ubiquitin binding; phosphatidylinositol binding. NCBI's taxonomy places the organism in Eukaryota, Fungi, Ascomycota, Sordariomycetes, Sordariales, Sordariaceae.
AGGUUGGGGGCGCUGCAGGUGACAGACUGGAGUGAGAGCGACAGAGGCGGGAAGAGGUUCGUCAUCUCACUGCUUGUAGUUCUAGGUGCCCUCCCUGGUGCAAGUACAUUCAGAGACGGAACAUCCAAAACACCCGACCUUCGACAAGAUUCGACAGCGCAGCGGCUGCCGAACCAAGACGUACCCGUACUGUAGAGUGCGGAACAAGACUCGAAUCUUGUUUCUUUUUGCGAACCAGAUCCGACUCAUAUCGCACAUCCCAAUACCUCAACGCGACUCCAAACUACACACCUACUGUAGCUCUAGGCAGCUCCCGCUCAUCGAGCUCCCGCCUCUCCCCCUCUUCCAUCCUAGGUCUGCCUAACAAUACCGAUACGACAACUACGACAACUCCGGACGUCCAUUAUCAGAACGAGCGACUGACAACACGUCACGACGGACCGAUCCCAAUCUCAAAAGUUUUACGGCUGUAUCACUUUGAAACGAACUACCGUGGUAGCCGACGACACCAGUUCCUGUCUGGCCAGCUGAUAGUGACGACAUUCCCCGAGGGCGCGCCCACUACCACUCCUCUCUCUCUGUUCGUCGUAUAUCAACAACCAAGGAACUCUUGAUACACCAGCUGCCGGACCAGACACAGCAUCACAAUGUUUCGAGCCGCGGCCGCAGGGCCUUACGAUGAGGCCAUCAACAAGGCAACCGACGAGAACCUCACGUCCGAGGACUGGGGCGCCAUCAUGGAGGUCUGCGAUCGGGUAGCCACCGAUGCCAACGGUGCCAAAGAGGCCGUCAAUAGCAUGAUCAAGCGCCUGGCCCAUAGGAACGCCAAUGUUCAGCUGUAUACCCUCGAGGUUGCAAAUGCCCUUUCCCAAAACUGCGGCAAGAACAUGCACCGCGAGCUCUCCAGCCGCGCCUUCACCGACGCCCUCCUUAAGCUCGCCAACGACCGCAACACCCACACCCAAGUCAAGGCCAAGAUCCUCGAGCGCAUGAAGGAGUGGUCCGACAUGUUCAAGUCCGACUCCGACCUCGGCAUUAUGUACGAUGCCUACUACCGCCUAAAGCAGUCGAACCCGACCCUGCAGCCGCCUAGCGCCCCGCAAAAGAACGUUCUCACCGAUGCCGACCGCCAGAAGGAGGAGGAAGAGCUCCAGAUGGCUCUCCAGCUCAGUUUGCAGGAGGAGGAACGGAAGAAGAGACCCGCUGGUGCUUCGGGGGCAACUGCGUCCUCAUCCAGUGGUGGUGCGGCCGCAGGGCCGAGCAACGCCGGGGGAGCAGUAGCGUCGGGGGAAGGCACGAACUCAACCGCUGGCCAGGCAGAGGCAACACCUCAGCCGGUUCCCUCGAGUACCACGGCCGCUACCGUGUCCCGCGUCAGGGCGCUCUACGACUUUGUCCCCUCGGAGCCGGGCGAGCUGGAGUUCAAAAAGGGUGAUGUCAUUGCCGUGUUGAAGAGCGUGUACAAGGAUUGGUGGAGCGGUUCUCUCAAGGGCAAGACGGGCAUCUUCCCUCUGAACUAUGUCGAAAAGCUGGCGGACCCGACCCCGGAGGAGUUGCAGCGUGAGGCGCAGAUGGAGGCCGAGGUGUUUGCGGAGAUCAAGAAUGUGGAAAAAUUGUUGACACUCUUGAGUGCCGGAAACACGGGUCCAAGGGAGGAGGAUAAUGAAGAGAUUUCGAAACUUUAUCACCAGACGCUAGCGAUUCGGCCCAAGCUUAUCAAGCUGAUUGAGAAGUACUCGCAGAAGAAGGAUGACUUUACGCAGUUGAACGAAAAGUUCAUCAAGGCUAGAAGAGACUAUGAAGCGCUUCUUGAGUCUUCCAUGUCUCACCCACCAGGACCGACUUAUCACCAAUACGCGAUGAGACCUCCAAUGACCAAUAGCUACGGAUCUGGCGGAUAUGGUGCUCCUCCUCCACAACAGCAGCAGGAGCCGCCCCGGUUCUAUAAUCCAGCGCCCGCUCAAGAUGCGCCCCAGUAUCCUGCGACCUCGCCGUCGCCAAACCCUAAUCACUUCAUACGUCCUGCUGGCACUCCUGCGCCUUAUUACAUGGGGGGUGCUGAAGGCCCAGGACAACUUCAGCAUCAACAGCAACCUCCUUACCCUCAACAGCAGCCGCAACCAGCAUAUGGUGCCCCCUCCCGACCUCAAGACCAGCAGCGAAAUCCAUCAGGACCCAGUCCUAUGGCUCCCGCCCCGUUGAACACAACUUCCUCGCCACCCCCAGGGAAUCAGUACACCCCUUACCAAGCCCCUGGCGCAUCCGGAGCAAACAACCGCACAAACUCAUACAGCAGUACAAAUGGCGGUGCCCCCCAAGAGCUCUCUACCUCAGCCUAUGAUUCGCCCAUCGCUCAACACAGCACUAACCCCCUAUCCAACCCAUCCUACAACGCUCCUUCCGCUCCUUCCUACAGCCAAGGGAGGCCCGGAGCUCCCACUGACGACCCCUACGGACCAACGAGCCCCGGAGCAGGAAGUAGCAACAACGUAGGCUCCGCUCCCCCUCCUCCCUCCGGUCCCGCACCCUCCGGUCCCGCACCCUCCGCUCCUUCGGCUCCCUCAGCUCCCUCAGCACCCGGUGCUCCCAACAGUUACACACAGGGCGCAUAUCACAGCCAGAAUCCUUACGCCGCCGCUGCCGCCGCCGCUGCGGCAGCUGCUUCACGGACGCAUGUCCCUGGGGUUUACGAUGGUGCUGGCAGCGAAGUAUCAUCGACGGCACCGCAGCCGCCUGCGGCAUUGCAGCCUGGUGGUGGGGCACAGCCUCAGUACAAGGCUUAUGUACCUCCUGGGGCGCCAUCAGCGCCGGGUAGUGGUCAGGAGGGACCAAGUGCCCCGGGACAGAAUGAUGGGUUGGCGGAUUAUUACCGGAGUGCUUACUAAAACCCAGGUGGUGUUGUAGGGAAGUAUUAGGUGUGGCUGUUUAGUUCUGGGUAGCUCUAGGAUGAGUGUUGAAGAGAAGAUGAUGGUAGCGUGUAAGGCGAAGAGUUGGGUGAUUUCUAGCUGAUUUCUGGAGGGAUUGGAGAUAUAGGUAUGAAUAGAAGGAGAGAUGGAUGAGGUGGAAGGAAUGGAGCGGUUGUUGAAACCUUUCAUAUGUGACAUGAUAAACUCAUGUUGACUUGUAUGGAAAAGGGUUUGGUAACAUGUAGCUGUGGUUCAUGAGUGUUUUCCUAGGAAUAACCUCACAUCUAUCGCCCUCCUGGCCGGGCCCGACGGCUUCACCUGGCUCACUGCAAUCCGCUCGCGCAUGCUUCACUAGGUAGAUAGGAGGAGCCUAGAAGGAAGGCAAGUUAUGUAAAUUGUAGAGAUGGAAUCCGCUGGCCCUUGACUCAAGAGAGUCGUUUCUUCCUCGAGGAAGGUACGGCGGGCAGGCAAGGAAGGAGGUCUGGCUUGCAAUCAAGUCUAGAGGCCAGACUAGAAGCCAGGAGGGGGACGAACUGUCAUGUAUAUAUCCUGACUCUCCAGGCCUCUUGGCUUCGUUCCUAUCCUACAAACAUGCUUUGUUUGAGUGGACGUCGCCUUUCUCCUUCACAAAGCACUUUUCAGCUCCGAAGUCUUCCUACAUCAACCUUGCCGUCCUGUUCCAACCCAGGCCACUAGGAUCAAUCACUGUCACCAACUCGUUAUG